Molecule: messenger RNA, 1584 nt
Organism: Paraglomus occultum
Lineage: Eukaryota; Fungi; Glomeromycota; Glomeromycetes; Paraglomerales; Paraglomeraceae
Source: the annotation of a GenBank genome assembly
AUGGCGUCCGUUUUUAAAAAAAUUCAACAGGACAUCGAUGCCAAAAUCCACAAGACCAAAGAGUUUCUCUCUCAUGAAAAAGACUGGCACAAUCUUUCCGGAUCUGUACAUCUGACUACCGAAAAAAUCUUCCAUCCGCGUACAGUCGAUGACUGUAAGCGCGUCGUUCGCAAAGCAGCCAAACAUUCCAAACAUAUCCGUGUCGCUGCAUCCGGUCACGCCUUCUCUUCCCUCUGCAGUACUAAAGAUUACCUCAUCAUCACCAACAACUUGACUAAAAUCACCAUCUCCGCGCAUGAGAAAUAUGGUCACGUUGUCAUCGCUGAGGCAGGAGCAAAGUUGGGGAACAUUGAAAAAGCACUGAGUGAACAUACUCCGCCACUGAUGCUGAAAACUGGAGGCCUGUUUAAAGAACAAACGGUUGGUGGGGCCGUUAGUGUUGGCGCGACAGGAAUGCAAGUGAGCAGCGCAAGUAUUUCGGAUGAUGUUGUAGCAUUGAAGGUGAUUACAGCGGAUCAACAGGUAGUUGAUUUCACCGAAGAGAAAGAUCCAUUGGAGAUGAAUGCGGCUAGGUUAAGUUUAGGCUUGUUCGGCAUAAUCCAUACCGUGACACUUCGCACACGUCCGCUUCAGCAUGCCCUUUUAAUAGACUCUGUCCUUCCUCUGUCUAAUACCCUGAAUGAGACCAAUAUCUCUUCGCUUAUUUCCUAUAAGGAAGCCUUGGAACUUGUCUACUUUCCAUUUAGUUCUCCGACCUUCACUGUUGCUGACGACGUCAUCUGGGUCCGAUCAUUGGUAAAAACAGAUGAAACUCCUUCCAAUGAGAAGAUAGAAGAUACAUUGUGGGGGAACUACAACGUGAAGUUCAAUGAACCGUUAUUCAGAUUUAUUGUUAACAAUCCAAGCGCGACGCCGCAUUUAGUGAACCUGUUAUUUAAAGCGGGAGUCAAGGAAAAGAAAAUUGUGGUGGCCGGAGGAGAAGCGUACUCUUUGAACGGAACAAUAGAUAGUGUGCAAUACGUUGGUGUGGAGUUUGUGAUAAAAGUUAAUGGGUACAGGACUGUGGUUGAUGCCUUAAAUGAAGUCGUCGGUAAGGUAAUGUCAACGCGGUACAAUCUGACAAGUUAUGAAGACAUGACAAGAGCGCAGGGAAAGUCAAAUAAUGAAAGAAAGAAAAUCUACGAACGUGCUCAAAAGGAUGAAUUUCCGAUCAAUUUGCCAAUUAGGAUUCGUUUCAUCAAAGCAUCCCAGGCGUUACUAUCACCAUUAUAUGAUAGUAACCCUUCAACUACGUUUGCCGUUAUUGAUCUCAUGUCUGUGAGGGAUACUAAAGGCUAUCAAGACUUUGUUGAUUCUGUCAGUCAGACUUGGGCCAAGAAAUAUGAUGCUCAUACCACUUGGUCGUCUUAUUGGGAAAAAAUUCCAGAAAUUUUCCCUCAGACCCGUGCUAGUCUUGGUGAUAGACGCAACCAGUUUAACAAGUUUAGAACAAAGUAUGAUCCGAAUGGAAUGUUCUUUGAUAAUGAGAGCUUGAAGAGAGUAUUACUUGGUGCUGGUGACGAGGCUAAUCUUGAUGAAGAGUGA